Molecule: messenger RNA, 1659 nt
Organism: Podospora pseudocomata
Lineage: Eukaryota; Fungi; Ascomycota; Sordariomycetes; Sordariales; Podosporaceae
Exons: 1
Coding region: 1-1659 (552 amino acids)
Biological process (GO): actin filament polymerization
Cellular component (GO): actin filament
Source: RefSeq, a predicted model, not a curated record
AUGCAUGUGGCGUCUCGUCUAAGUCCUGAAUCAACGUCCUGUUCUGACCUAUCCCAUACAACUCGUGUGGUCAGAGCUUUGCGACCGGCACCUACUACGACGACAUUGGUUAUUCCCCUGAGCCAGUGCUGCGAGUCUCGAACGCCGCCGGUCGACUUUGGACCUAGAACGACACUUUCUACUGUUACUGCCACUUCGGUCACCACGGGAGUCCGAGGUCCAUCCAAUACCAGCCCUCCCUCUCCCUCGCCACCGACUACUGUGGGGGCCCUGCCAGGGUUUGCCAUUGCAGGCAUUGUUGUAGGAAUCCUCCUGGUUCUCGCCGGUGCUGCCUUUAUAUUCUUCCUCUGCCGUCGCAGGAAACAACGUCGGAGGGAUUCAGGGGCAGCAAGAGAGGCACCCAUGUAUCACUUUCAGGAAUAUCAGACCGUCCCGGUCAACCAACCAAGAUCAUCACCAUCACACUCUCCUUCCAACUCCUCCGUGGCUACCGAAGCACUACUCGACUUGGGACUAUACGAAAGCGACGACGCCAAUGAAUACACGUACGGGCCAGUAACACCUCCCCAACCCCAAUACGUGGAGCACGAAAUGGUACAAAUUAGAAAGGCAACGCCCUCCCCUAGAGCCGUGGACCGCCGGAGUGUCGACACAGUCUUCGCCCUGUGGUUCUAUGCCACCACGGAGCUGGACCGUCGACGAUCAAAGGGUUCUUCCAAUCUCGCCGAACUCCCUUCUGCUCCUUCUCCACCGGUACCAGCCUUGCCAGCAUCACCACCGCCACCCGUCCCAGCUUCAAAUCCAGAUACAGCCAGUACCAAACGCUCCUCCAAAGCACGAAGAACAUACCUCACCCCUGCUGGUACACCAUGGGAACCCAGCAAGCCCCCCAAAGCACCCCUUCCCCCUCCGCCACCGGUCUCGGCUCCCUCAAUCUCACCAGCCCCAAGGAAAACAUCCAACCCCCGGUUCUCCCUCUUUCCAGCCCCACCAAAGCCACCCCCGAAGAACAUCAUGAGGAACAUCAACUCAAGCCGGUCACCAAUCCCCGCCCCAUUGAAGAUAACACCCCUGACAAACCACCCUCUACGAACACAAAGAUCUAAACCUCAACCACAAGCACAACAAAAGCAACCAGAAACGAGACCCCGAGCCCCCUCAACAGGCAUGAAAUCCGCCCCCCUCCCCUCCAACAAACCCCUCCCUCUAUCACCCCCCAUCACCUCAGAAACCAGACCUCCCCAACCCCAACACCGACCCCGCGCCCGGUCUUCCCAAUCCCGUCUUGGACGAGUCGGGCUUGGCCUUCAAACAGAAGGCAUGGUCAACAUCCCACUCAACAACCCCAGUCCGUCCAACCGUCGGCCAGGAACAUCACUUUCUUCCUGCCCGUUUGGUGGGGGAAGACAACAACAAGCCCAGGAAGCACCCCGACCCGGGACGUCGCUAGGCACAACAACCAGACCUCGCACUCCUGGCACCGCUCCCGCUACCUCGACAAGAUUCAACGAGGGCUUGCUGACGCCUCCUAUGGGCCAAGGGGCAUUCCCUCCUCCGCCGGGAGCGAGUCACAAGACUAGGAGGUCACUUCCUGGGACGAGCGGGAGCAAGUGGUUUGGCGGGUUUGGGGGGUGGAGGAGUCCAAAGUAUAUUUCUUAA